Molecule: messenger RNA, 2056 nt
Organism: Candoia aspera
Lineage: Eukaryota; Metazoa; Chordata; Lepidosauria; Squamata; Candoiidae
Gene: LXN
Product: latexin
Exons: 6
Coding region: 84-731 (215 amino acids)
Molecular function (GO): metalloendopeptidase inhibitor activity
Source: RefSeq, a predicted model, not a curated record
CCACAGCCGGCCCCACCCAGGCGCAGCUCGGGAAGUUCUUUCUCCGCGGCGGCGGCUCCGGCGAGCGACUCUCUCCGUGCGCGAUGGAGAUCCCGCCGGACCACUACCCGGCCAACAGAGCCGCCAGCGUGGCGCUUCACUACAUCGCGUACACGCGCGGCAGCCUGUUCGAGAUGAAGGGAGUGAGCCAAGGCAGCCUGGAGGACAUUCCAGGUACUGGGCAUAAAUACCGUCUUAAGUUUGAAGUGAAAGAAAGUGAAAGCACUCGGAAUGGCAGUUCUGUGAACUGCACAGCUGAGAUUCUUUAUCACAAGGACACACGUAUUGCUCCUGAAGUACAUUAUACUAUGGAAGGAGAGUUUGAGACUCAUUCAAAGGAAGCAGACAGCACAUUCUACAACAGAAUUCAGAACCUGACAGACCCAUUAGAGACCCAAAAUAUACCAGAUGAUGUUGGAUACAUGCCAGCAGAAAUGAAGCCGAUUUUCAACUUAGCCAAGGUUGCCUCUGGAUAUAUAGUAUGGCAGAAUUCCACAGAAAACACCUGGUACAAUAUGAUUCAAAUUCAGAGUGUCAAACAAGUGAAAAGAAAUGACGACUAUCUUGAAUUUUCCUAUGUGGUUUUAUUCCAUGAGAUUGUCUCCCAGGAAAUUAUUCCUUGGCACAUGCAAGUUCUAUGGCAUCCACAGCAUGGCGUAAAAGUAACACAGAAUAGUCGCCAGUCAAAGUGAUUUUAACUAAUUCUUACAGGUUAUUAAACUAAUGAGAUGAAAACAACCACAUAUAGCUAGAAAAAAUACUAUUCGGAGGUUUUAGAAACCCUUCCAAUUCUGUAUAUGAUCCAAGAACCUAAGCAAAUGUCCUCUGACCUUGGUUUGGCAGCACUUACUUACUAGGCUGAAUACUUACGGUACAGGGGCCUCAAUGCUCUCUCUGAAUGCUACUUUAGGCUUCCCGGUCACACAAGGACAACCGUAUUCUCUUUCCAUUCGCUAAAGACAAAGAACACAAAGGUUUUAUUGAUUUAAAUGUGUUGCCAAAUAGAUAUAUAUUGGCUAAGCAGCCUAACUUAAUGACAUUAAGCAAUAGAAUUCCAACAGUGCUGUCACUGGAAGAAAUUCAAGCUAAAAUUGGGGAGGAAGAAGGUACUUGGUUUUUUCCCCACGCAGAAUAUCUUAUACAUGUAAGAGAUGCAACCUUGCCUCCUAAUAUGCAGUAGAAUUUUUUCUUUAGUAAAAAUGCAUUGGUCCAAAUCCUCUAACUGUAAAAAUGGAAACCUGAGUUUCAGCUAUUAUGAUACAAAAAACUGCUAGCAGGGAAUGUUCAUCAAUACUGCAUGAUUUAUUCGGUGAGAUAUGGAACUAGUAAUUGUACUGGAUUCCCUCAGGCCAGAUUAAAGGAAUGCUUUUUUCAAGUGACAGCAAAACAGCAUAAUUCCCAGCUUAAACUUCAACAAUCACCUGAGCAUAGAUUUCCAGGUGUAGUUCUCCCAUUCCUGAAACAACUGUCUCUUUGCUCUCAGUGUCAAAAUGGACUUGGAAAGUGGGAUCUUCUCUUACAAAACGGUUGAUGCCUUUUGCAAACUUGUCAUCAUUCUAAAGGGAGAAAGAAUAUUAUUUACUCAAUUUACAGGGUUACCUCAUCAAAAUGACUCAAAGUACUAUACAAUGGGUUAAAAACAUGAUGAAAAAAGUCCCAGGACCAAAAUGCACUAACAACAGUGCAACAAAAGUCAAGUAGCAACCAUUCAGGUGGUUCACAAAUUGCCCUGCUGAAAAAAGCCACACUGUUAAUACUAUUCUGAAGGGCAGCAGGGUCAAGGCCAAACAGAAUUCAUGGGGAAAGCUGUUCCAAAAGUUAGGAGCGGCAGUAGAGAAGGCAUACCGGAGGGGUUUCAUGACAUGACAUUGGGUCAGCUGUUUGAGGUAGACAGUAAAUAGGCAUGGCAGGGAUUAUGGGAAUGCUCUUUAUUGUAGUAAUGUAGAAUAACAGAAUGUUGAAAGCCUGUCCAAGUUUUUCUCUGUCCCAUCUUAUACUAAACAAAAUCAAGCUGGAA